Molecule: messenger RNA, 810 nt
Organism: Closterium sp. NIES-65
Lineage: Eukaryota; Viridiplantae; Streptophyta; Zygnematophyceae; Desmidiales; Closteriaceae
Source: the annotation of a GenBank genome assembly
AUGGACGCGGAGUUCAGUAUCGCGCGCGAGUGGCAUAUGACGGUGGGUUUGCUGGUGAACGCUUCUGGUUCCAAGUGGCGUCAUCCGCUUGUGGUGUUGAGGCGAGAUGAUGGCAGGGCCGUACACAAUGGGCGGCAUCGUGAGCAUAGUGUCAUGGUGCGCUACGCAAAGAACGGACGCAUGUCCUCUGAGUCGGAAACAGUUGCCAGGUUUGCGGCGCAGAAUCUGCUGAGUGUCAAGGUGGUGCAGCUUUAUGGCGGGCCCCCCCGGUGCAGCAUCCCGUCGACGACCAGGGUGGUGGACACGGUCAAGGCAAUACACCGAUACUGGUUCAUGAAGGACGCCAUGGACAGCAACGAGUGGAAGAAGAAGGGGGAGGUACCGCGACCGUCACUUCCCGACGUGCUGAAGAGGCUGGAACUGGCGUGCAAAUUGACGUCGUCGACGGCUAUUCAGAGGAGCUGGUGGCGCGCGGGUUGUGUGCCGACGGCGUGGGUGUUGCUGAUGAAGCGCCUGGAUGGCGCCGGCACGGCUUUGAUGUUCGAGCCCAUUGUCAGCGAGCUGACAAUGCUGCAGAUGGCUAUUGAGAAUUUUAAGAGGGCCCCUGGUAUGUAUAUGACUUCGUGGGAUUUUGUGGGCUGCGACGAGGACCUGCUCAUGAAGUGGGGCGUGAUUAAGUUGGAGGAUGAGGAGGACGAGGAGGAUGAAGACGAGAUACCAGCGUAUUUUUGUAUCCCUGAAGGGCCACUGUAUCGGGACGUUCGCAGCCGGCGAAGGGUCGUGCGGAUGGUGGCGGGCGAGUACAGUUAG